CAAUAAUAUUCGAAUAAAACGAUAAGGCGAAGUGCUGCUUGUAAGGCAAACCAAGGCGAAAUCCUUUCCCAAAGGACGUGCUCCUUCUGCAAGACGUUGUGUUUUUGUCUUGUUUCACGCCACUGUAGUGUCUACUCCUCUGUUAUUUAGGAUUAUAGAACUGUCGGUGUUAGCAAGGUAGCCGUAAGAGCUGACGGCUUCAGCUUGACGCCGGACCCAUGGAGAAGCAUCACUUGCUCCGUCGUGACCCUAACUGGCACCCAAACGGUUGUAACCUAUGCGGUCAGCUCGGUCACCAAGCGGCGAAUUGCCCGAAUGGAACCAUCAACUGGAGGCAGAUCUAUGGCGAUGAGGCAUUUAUCAUGCGGCAGCCCAUAUAUUACUCCGACAUCCAAGAACGCAUACAGUUAAAGGAAGACGGUAUGAAGGACCUUGAAGCAAGAGCACAAGCAUACGCCAAGACCAAGGCAGAGGAGCUGGGCCUCAACUGGGCUGAGAUCAUGGCGAGGGCUGAGGAGUUGCGCAACAAGGACCCUUCGGAGGUCAUUCCCAAAGUGGCGGCAGCGGCAGGCGACGAGCUUCCGCCCGGCUGGGCCGUGGCGACGGACCCCAACGGCCGACAGUACUUCUGGCACAAGAAGACACAGAAGGUGCAGUGGGAGCGGCCCACAGAGGACACCCCCAUCAGCUGACGCCCGGAGAAAAUGGGAGGAACGG
Messenger RNA from Volvox carteri f. nagariensis, 717 nucleotides. RefSeq lists its product as uncharacterized. The record is from RefSeq and is a predicted model, not a curated record. Gene Ontology annotation, molecular function: zinc ion binding; nucleic acid binding; protein binding. Lineage: Eukaryota; Viridiplantae; Chlorophyta; Chlorophyceae; Chlamydomonadales; Volvocaceae. The transcript has 4 exons. The coding region runs from base 219 to 692 and encodes 157 amino acids.